This is a messenger RNA of Penicillium odoratum, 894 nucleotides long. Its product is annotated as putative esterase/lipase. NCBI's taxonomy places the organism in Eukaryota, Fungi, Ascomycota, Eurotiomycetes, Eurotiales, Aspergillaceae. The record is from RefSeq and is a predicted model, not a curated record. The transcript has a single exon. Gene Ontology annotation, molecular function: hydrolase activity. Bases 1 to 894 code for a protein of 297 amino acids.
AUGUCUGUCCAAUACUGUAUCGAUAAAUGUCUCGUGGUCAUUCUACGGACUAUUUUCGCCAUCGUAUCCUAUUUCGCCCGCGGUGGCAUUAAAGCAUACCCUGAUGAAGUGCGCCAUAUCGCAUCUCGCGAUGCUGGCCGAACCAUCAAGGUUCAUGUGUAUACAUCACCAGCUCCAAGUCCAUCACCAGUCCUGAUCAACUUCCACGGCAGUGGCUUCGUGCUCCCUCACCACGGUUCCGAUGAUGAGUUCUGUCGACAAAUCAGUCAACGAACCAAGUGCACGGUCCUUGAUGUUCGCUAUCGCCUCGGGCCAGAGUAUCCAUUCCCUGCCGCGUUGAAUGAUGCUGAAGACACCAUCAACUAUGUCCUAGGCCGCCCGCAGGAAUACGACCUGUCGCGCCUAUCUCUGUCGGGAUUCAGCGCAGGUGGCAACCUCGUCCUCGCUGCAUCAGCCAAUUUAUUUGCUCCACACACUUUCCGCUCCUUGGUCGCCUUCUACCCAGUGACUGAUCUGACCGGCACAGCGACUAAGGUCGCUCCCAACCCCACGGAAGCGGCAGAGAUUCCCGCGCCUCUAGCCCGUCUUUUUAACCGGUGCUAUGUGCCCGCCAGCAUGGAUCCGCGCGAUCCGCGCAUUUCCCCCACAUUCGCGCAAGCAGACCGCUUCCCACGCCGCAUGCUUAUGAUCACCGCUGAUGGAGAUAAUCUCGCGCAUGAGGCAGAGGAACUGGCGGGCCGGGUCCAAAACUUGCAGGGCGCGCAUGUGGUCAGUGAACGCAUGGUGGGCUGUUCUCAUGCGUGGGACAAGACCACGCGGCCAAACUCCCCGCAGCACCUACACGAAGCCAAGAAGCGGGCUUACCAGUUAGCGGUGGAUAUGCUUAACGGAUAG